Messenger RNA from Pocillopora verrucosa, 969 nucleotides. The record is from RefSeq and is a predicted model, not a curated record. NCBI's taxonomy places the organism in Eukaryota, Metazoa, Cnidaria, Anthozoa, Scleractinia, Pocilloporidae.
AUGGCGCAGAUAAAUGUUAGCUGGGAUGGAAUCCCAAAAACAUUACUUGAAGAACAAUGCGCUGCUGUUUUGAACUCAAGAAUAAGCCAUCAGCUGACCUGGCUCUUAGGACUAAACAUUUUCUUGUCCAUAACUGCAGUCCUGGGAAAUACUCUGAUCUUAGUCGCUCUUGGUCAGGAAAUUUCACUACAUGCACCGUCCAAACUUCUGUUACGCUGCCUAUCGACAACUGAUCUUUUGGUCGGGCUCUUGUCAGAGCCUAUGUAUGCUGCUUACGAAAUGAGUUUGUUAAAUGGAAGUUUGGAAACGUGCCGCCUUACUUUUGUUAUCAGUUUCAUAGCAGGUUAUAUCUUAAGUGGAGUAUCUUUGUUUACAUCGACAGCGAUAAGCUUGGAUAGGCUUCUUGCGCUAUUAAUGGGACUGAGGUACAAACUAGUUGUCACUUUGAAACGAGCACGUUUCACUGUCACUAUAAUUUGGAUCGUAGGAGUUGUAUGUUCUAUACUGUACUUAUGGAAUGACCAGAUACCUUUAACGUAUGCGUACGUUUGCACUUUGAUCUGUUUAGUAAUCUCGGUUUUUUCUUACACAACAAUUUUCGUCACCCUCCGACAUCGGCAAACACAAGUUCAAGACCUUAUUAACCAACACGCGAACCCACGAAGCCCAAUGAACAUAGCUUUCAAUAGAAGAGCAGUGUCCAGUGCACUAUGGCUACAGAUAACCUUAGUGUGUUGUUACCUGCCACACGGAAUUAUGUCGGCCUUGCUGCGUCAUAGUGAAGAAUCCACAGCUGCCUCUUUCAACAGACAUUAUACAGGGACUCUUGUCUUCGCAAAUUCGACUCUGAACCCGUUUAUCUAUUGCUUGACGAUUAAGGAAGUUCGAAAAGUUGUCAGGGAAAAAAUCAGCAACCUUCUGAAUAUUCAACCACAGAGAGUGCACAAUCCAUCAGCAACAGACCCGUAG